AUGGGAUCUAAUGACACCAAGCCCAAGAUUCUUCUCCUAGGAGAGAUUGCCCACGCGCAAAAGUCAUGGGAAGCACUGAGUGAAUUGGGUGAGCUAGUUCAGCCAACCGCGAAGAACCGCACAGAGUUCCUCCAAGAAUGUCGCGACGGAAAGCUUGAUGGAGUUGUGGCGGCCUAUCGUACUUUCGCCUCAGCCAAGGUGACUGGCCCUAUCGACGAAGAGCUUGUGAACGUGCUGCCAAAAUCCCUAGAGUAUCUUGCGCAUUGUGGAGCUGGCUACGACUCAGUCGAUGUCCAUGCAUGCAGCGCUCGCAGUCCUCCUAUUCAUGUCUCGAAUGUCCCCACCGCGGUAGAUGAUGCCACCGCCGACACGACAAUGUUCCUCAUCAUUGGAGCCCUACGAAAUUUCAACAUUGGUAUGCAGGCUUUACGUGAGGGUAAAUGGAUUGGGAAGCCUGCCCCAGCCCUUGGCCAUGAUCCUGAAGGCAAGGUAUUGGGUAUUUUGGGUAUGGGAGGCAUCGGACGCAAUUUGAAGAAGAAGGCCGAAGCAUUUGGAAUGAAGGUGGUUUAUCACAAUCGCCGCCCAUUGAACGAUGAACUCUCAGGCGGAGCUCAAUAUGUGACUUUUGAUGAGUUGCUGUCGACCAGCGACGUGCUAAGCCUGAACCUUCCUUUGAAUAAAAACACCCAUCAUAUCAUUGGCAAAGCCGAGUUUGCUAAGAUGAAGGAUGGGGUUGUUGUCGUGAACUCUGCUCGCGGCGCUGUCAUGGAUGAGGCGGCCCUUGUGGAAGCCCUGGAUAGUGGCAAGGUUCUUUCUGCCGGCCUCGAUGUAUUCGAGGAAGAGCCUAAGGUCCAUCCUGGCCUCAUCCGCAACCCAAAUGUUAUGCUCGUGCCUCAUAUGGGUACUUAUACCGUCGAGACCAUGGCCGCAAUGGAAGAGUGGGCGAUUGCAAAUGUUCGCCUUGGUAUUGAGACAGGGAAGCUCAAGAGCCCGUCGGGCUCGGUGGUCUACUUUGCGCCAACCACAACAAUCACCCACAGAAAGUCUGCCAUGGCCGAAUACUGGAAGUCAGCGCCCCGCCACUGGUGCAAGCAGUGCAAGAUCUUUAUUCGCGACACGCCCUUCGAAAAGACCCAACAUGAAGCUAGCCCGAAACACCAAGGCAGCCUAAAGCGGUUUUUACGGGAUAUCCACAAGAAUAACGAAAUUCAACAAAGAGAAAGCCAACGGGCGAAGAGCGAAGUUGAAAGAUUACGACAGGCUGUCGGGGGCGGAUCCUCGACGGCUAAGGAUGCCUCCCCGACACACACAGCAGGGCCGGCACCAAAGCCUAGCGACAGAUCGGCCAGCUUAGAGGAUCGAAAGAAACAGAUGUCACAAUUGGCAGAAAUGGGUGUUGCAAUCCCCCAGGAGUACCGUGCGGAGAUGUCUUUAGUUGGCGAGUGGCAGACACUCUCAGAAACAAAUAUCGCCGCUGAAGGCCUCGAGGGAGCUAGCAAGUCCAUUGGAGUUCGCAAACGCAAACACGAGGGCGAUGGGGAAGAGGAAGAGGUCGACGAGCACGCUCCUGGGAAAACUACGAGCCUCGGCUGGGGUUCAAAAUUGAGGACAUACCCUGGAGAACAAGAUGAAGAAGACGACGAUCUAGAUGCCUUGUUAUCCUCUAACAAGGAAUUUAAAAGGCCUCAAAACACAUCUGCCGAUACUGAGCCCGAAGGGAAAAAGUUGAAACCUGCUGCCCUCGCAAAAGAGGAUGGGGUGUCAGAAUCGGCAGCUCCAGAGGCUGACAAGCCAUCAGACGUGAAGGCUGAAACGCCCGAGGUCGGUUCUGAGGCACCGAAGGACGAAAAGCCACCAGGUGAAGAGGCGACUGGGUUUGCUUUCAAGAAACGCAAGCCCAAGGUCAUGAGAAAAUGA
This is a messenger RNA of Penicillium manginii, 1917 nucleotides long. RefSeq lists its product as uncharacterized. The record is from RefSeq and is a predicted model, not a curated record. Gene Ontology annotation, molecular function: glyoxylate reductase (NADPH) activity; NAD binding; nucleic acid binding. The coding region runs from base 1 to 1917 and encodes 638 amino acids. Gene Ontology annotation, cellular component: cytosol. Lineage: Eukaryota; Fungi; Ascomycota; Eurotiomycetes; Eurotiales; Aspergillaceae. The transcript is spliced from 7 exons.